UCAGAAGCACGGUGAUGCUGCUAGUCGCGUCCUCCAGCGGUGCGGCGGCGGUCGCGCUCGGGUCUCGGCCGGCUCCCUCCUCAGCAGCGCGGCGCGGCGGCGCGCUGCAGAUGGAGGCGGGCGAAACAGUGCUCGACGUGUCUGACCUGUGCGCGGCUGUGGGCGAGACGCCCAUCCUGAAGGGAGUGAACCUGAAGGUGCGCAAGGGCGAGGUGCACGCCAUUAUGGGGCCCAACGGCUCGGGCAAGUCCACCCUCUCGAAGGUCAUCGUCGGACACCCAGCUUACGAGGUGACGGGCGGCUCGGCCCUCUUCGAGGGCGAGGACCUGCUCGAGCUCGAGCCGGAGGAGAGGGCGCAGCAGGGCGUCUUCCUCGCCUUCCAGUACCCCGUCGAGAUCCCGGGCGUCGCAAACAACGACUUUCUCCGCCUCGCCGUCAACAAGCGCCGCCAGGCGCAGGGCCUGGACGAGUACGACCCGAUCGAGUUCUUCGGCGUCUUGAGCGAGAAGAUGAGCCAGGUCUCGAUGAGCCCCGACUUCCUCGGCCGCGACGUCAACAGCGGCUUCUCGGGCGGCGAGAAGAAGAGGAACGAGAUCCUGCAGCUGGCUCUCCUCGAGCCUUCCCUCGCAAUCCUCGAUGAGACCGACUCUGGUCUCGACAUCGACGCGCUCAAGACGGUGGCCGCGGGAGUCAACGCCUACAGGGGCGAGGGCAACGGGAUCGUCCUCAUCACGCACUACCAGCGGCUGCUCGACUACAUCAAGCCCGACUUCGUGCACGUGAUGUCUGACGGGGAGAUCGUCCGCUCGGGCGGGCCGGAGCUCGCCCUCGAGCUCGAGAGCGACGGCUACGCCUUCCUCGACGCGGGCGCGCGCUCAGACGCCUGAGCGAGGGCGACGCAGCCGCGACUGCGCGCCGGAAGCGGGACGCCGCGCUGCGGCUGGAGCCCUCUGGCUCUUCGCGCUGCCCGUCCUCUCCUCUCCCUUCCGGCGCUUCGCCCGCGGCCGUGCCGAGCAGCUACGUCGCGCCUCUGACUCUCGGAUAGCGCACUGCGCAGCGGACAGUGGUAUCAGAAGUCUCAACUUGCACACACUAGCACCAGCCACCACAGUGACUCGCCGUGUGCGCGACUUUUUCCAUUUUCG
Emiliania huxleyi CCMP1516 is the source of this 1145-nucleotide messenger RNA. RefSeq lists its product as hypothetical. The transcript is spliced from 8 exons. The record is from RefSeq and is a predicted model, not a curated record. The coding region runs from base 15 to 887 and encodes 290 amino acids. Gene Ontology annotation, molecular function: ATP binding; ATP hydrolysis activity. NCBI's taxonomy places the organism in Eukaryota, Haptophyta, Isochrysidales, Noelaerhabdaceae.